Aplosporella prunicola CBS 121167 is the source of this 162-nucleotide messenger RNA. RefSeq lists its product as uncharacterized. The annotation marks the transcript as partial. NCBI's taxonomy places the organism in Eukaryota, Fungi, Ascomycota, Dothideomycetes, Botryosphaeriales, Aplosporellaceae. The transcript has a single exon. The record is from RefSeq and is a predicted model, not a curated record.
UCAUGCCCCGCCUCAGAUGGUGUCGUUUACCAAAUAAACACUGGCUCUACAUUCCUCAUUGAAUGUGGAAUAGAUCACUACGGUGGUGACUUGGAACUCAGCUACCCUGGAAGCUUCGGCGCUUGUAUCGCAGCAUGCGAUAACAACCCUCAAUGCGUUGAU